Molecule: messenger RNA, 1822 nt
Organism: Neurospora hispaniola
Lineage: Eukaryota; Fungi; Ascomycota; Sordariomycetes; Sordariales; Sordariaceae
Exons: 7
Coding region: 198-1739 (513 amino acids)
Cellular component (GO): cytosol
Molecular function (GO): heme binding; peroxidase activity
Source: RefSeq, a predicted model, not a curated record
UCGACUGGUCGGGUCUUGUUCGGUACGCGAAGUGAUAGACUUUGUGGAAUUCGGGGUUGGCCAUCCCAGAAGUCGAUACGAGGACCUUGUUUCUUGGACUGUCGUGUAGCGUACUCUAAACACUUAUUAAUAUUGUGCGCCUCCCCAGCAGUUGGAGCUCGGUUUGUUGACCUCAAUCAUCAUUGUUCACAGUCACCAUGAGUUGGGUUGCGAGGAAAGCCAAUAUUCAGGGUGACGUCUGGCCCGGCCUGCCAAAAAGGUUCCAGACCUUCCUAUUCUUCAAGAUCAGGAAGCCAGAUGAAUUCAAGACGCGACUCCGGUCUUUCGCGGAUGAACAUAUCACCACCGCCCAGGAGGCUUGUGACAUGAAGAACCAGAUCUUGGAGGCAAAGACACAAGCUCAGAAGCAUGGUGUCCCGGCCAAGAUUCUGGCUUUGCCAGGCGUCAACAUUGCCUUUGCCUCGACUGGUCUAGCAGCUCUGGGAAAAUUCACCUUCAACGAGGCCGCAGUCAAGAAGGACAGAAAUCUAUCCAAGAUCUUCAAGAAGAACCAGCUCCGUGGUGGCUUGUUCGGGAAGGGCAUGUAUGACGACCUGGUGGGUGAGGGCUGGGACGAGCCGAAAGAGCUUCGAUCACAGUUCAAGCCGUCUGCGGGAAAGCGGCUGAUUGAUGGCGUGCUGAUGGUAACGGCGAGUCGGGCGGAAGACCUGAGAUACAAAGUCCUUCGCGUCAAGGAACACUUCCUUAAGGAGCCGGGCAGUGAUGAUCCUGAUACUGUUCGGUACAGCAAUGACCCCUGCCUUGAGUUCCCGUUCACCAGCCAUGGUCGAACUCGCCCUGAAAAGGGCAAGGAACACUUCGGCUUCGAGGACGGCAUUAGCCAGCCCUUGAUCGAGGGAUUGGAUGAAGUGACGCCCAAGGGCAAAGAGCCAAAGGCUGUCAAGUCAGGAUUGAUCUUCGCCAGACACGACGGCGACGAUAUGAACCAGCCGGAAUGGGCCGAGGACGGCAGUUUCCUCGUGAUCCGUGACCUUCAACAGCUCGUCCCUGAGUUUGAGAAGUGGCUCGAAGACAACAAACACAAUGCGCCGUUCGCCGCGGACUCCGAUGACCCGAAGGAAAAGCUUGCAGCGUAUCUGAUGGGCAGAUGGAGGAACGGAACUCCCGUCGACGAGAACCCUCACCACGACAAAGACCCAAGCCUUUUCCGAUCCAACAACUUUGACUUCCACCCUGUCGACAAGCACGAAAGAUGCCCCUUUGCAGCUCACAUCCGCAAGAUGCGGCCCCGCGGCGACCUGAACCACGAUCACGCGGUUAUCAUCCGUCGUGGCAUCUCCUACGGAGACGAAGUGACGCCUGAAGAAAAGGCCGCACAGAAGUCUGAUGACGAGAAAGAGCGCGGCUUGAUGUUCGUGUGCUACCAAAGUGACAUCCGCAACGGCUUCAACUUCUUGACCACCCGCUGGGCUAGCAACCACCACUUCCCGGACCGCAAGGCGAACUUUGUUGGCGAGCACGGUCCCGGUAUCGAUGCCAUUGUGGGCCAGAGACUUAAUCACCACCCGGAGCGCUCUAUCGGUCUGCCUGAUGGCAAGCAUCCUACUGAGGCGCGCAUUGGACUCGACCGCUGGGUGAUCCCACGAGGUGGUGAAUACUUCUUCACGCCAUCCAUCAAGGCACUGAAGGAGUAUCUGACUGGCCCCCCUGAUUAUCCGCCGGAGCUUGCCGGCCCUUGAGAGUUGUUGUCUUUUAGGGAGCGAAUCUGAACCAUGAGCAAUUCAUCAAGAGCGGUGAACGUAUCCAUCCAGACUGAAAGUCC